AGAGGGUGCCGGCCGGUUAUCAGAGGGGUCGGAUACGCGGAAGCGCGCCAGUCGACGGCGAGACUUCGCCCGCGCAGCUUCCCUCGUUUGUUUCUCCCUCGUCAUCCAUCCGGCUCUGGUCCGUUCUUCACAUCGGUGCAUCCUCCGGUGCGAUUUCCGUCGCGGUUUUAGCGCGCGACUUGGGAAUCCGAGUUUCGGCCCGGUAUCGCGCCGGCUUUUUUGCGCGCACGUCUCCCUGCGGAAAUAUUCGCAAAAGAGAGUGGAAAGGGAAGGAUCCACGUGGUAGUCGCGGGAAGAACGUGGUACCGUCGAGAGAGUAACCAACGUCGUCGGACAGCUUCAGGAGACAGGAUCGUUUGAUGUAGAAGGACGAGGACGAUGACGGGGACGACGCGCCGAUUUUUUCCGCCGCUGCUGCUGCUGCUGGUAGGGGUCUGCCACGGGAUCCAGCAGUUUGAAGAAACGCCACAAUAUACCGAAGUCAAUCCUGGCCAGGACGCGAAGCUAGUGUGUCGAGUCCUCGGGAAGAGAGGACAAUGCAUUUGGCAGAAGGAUCAAAAGCCAAUAGGCAUGCAUUUGAAGAAAUACGAAUGGGUGGGCUCACCUGACAUCGGCGACUGUUCGUUAUGGGUCAGAUCGGCCACGUUAGAGUUCGACGACGGACUCUGGCAAUGUCAAGUAACCGCCAGUGAUUUCACUACGCAAGACGCGUUAGCAUCCGAACCAGCGAGGCUGGUCGUCAGAGUCAGCCCUCAGCGACCGCAGAUAGAGUACGCCGACCGUCUAAUUCUCCCCGGCAGCAACGUGACAGCCCGAGCAGGUGAGAUCGCUACGCUCACUUGCAGAGCGCGGUAUGGGAAUCCUUCGCCUCUAAUUAAAUGGUACGUGGGCGAGACCGAGAUGAGGACGUUGCGGCCCCAGGUAAACUCAACCGAGGUAGAUAAUCCGCGCACUUGGGCAACCUACAGUGUUUGCGAGAUUCUGGCCGAACGAUCACGUUACGGGCAGCCGAUCAGAUGCGUCGCCAUCCAUCCGGCGUACGCCAAUCCCACCAUGUCGUCCAGCACCGAAGUGAGAUUCGACGUGCGAUACGCGCCGGAGACGAGAUUAGUCGGCGUCCCAACUGGCCAGCUCGAGGAGGGCCGCGAUCAGCUGGAAAUCCGAUGUCUCGCCGACGCUAAUCCACCGGCUUCGAUCCUCUGGAGGAAAACCAAGAGUCCUGGGGUGACGGAAGUGGCUAGUAUCGGCGAAACCUUGAUGUUCUCUCCAAUUUAUAGAAAUCACGCCGCUGUUUACCUCUGCGAGGCAUCAAACAUCGAGGGUGAGAGCAGCCCGGUCUCGGUGCAAGUAUCCGUAAACUAUCCACCGACGAUCAGCGCGGUUGGACCGGAUCGAUUAACAACUGCAUUGUUAUAUUCCGGUGCAUCUUUCGAAUGUCACGCCGAUGCGAUGCCGCCAGCCGAGUACAGAUGGGCACAGGUAUUCACGGACGGCCGCAUGCCGUUGGAAUGCGGGACAGGGCAGCGAUUGAUCCUGACGAACGUGACGUACGAGCAACAGGGUCAAUACAUAUGUCUCGCCUCCAACAAGAUCAAUGGCAACGUCAGGGAAGUUAAAAGCGACCCUGUGUCCCUGCAAGUGGUCGGCGCCCCACGGGUGGUGAAGCCGACCAUCACAGAGAAGUUUGUCGUCGUGACGACGGAGGGUAGCCCGGCCAGAUUAGAGAUCAGACUCUGCUCCGACCCGAAGCCGCGGCUCGUGGCCUGGGAAUGGGGUAGCACCAGACUGCACGCCGGUGAAGUGCUGGAACCGCGCUAUCGUGCGCUUGAUCUGGAGCCCCUGGCUUCGGAGGAUUGUUACAUAGCGAUCUUAGAGUUGACGAGUACAGUGAAAGAGGAUCAGAGGCUGUAUCACGUUAUCGUGGAAAACGAUCGUGGCAGUGAUAGACGAGCGCUUAUGCUGAAAGUCGAUGAGCCCGGCCAGAUUCCGCUCGUUAUCGGCGCGGUGGCCGGAUUCACGGUGCUCUCGGUCCUGAUAAUGGGAUUCGUUUGUUUCCUACGUUCGGAUAGAUGCUGCGUAGCCAGAAACACAGUACCGACGCUGCAGCAAGUGCAUUGUACAAAGGCUUCCAACGCUAUGAUAGAGGAUCCACGCUUGGCAGUGGAUACGAUGGAUCGUACAAGUCAGCAGUUCGUUCCGGAGAAGAGAGCCAAUCACGUUCUGAAGCCCGUCCCGUCGCAGCAAUACCAGCAGGAGUGUUAUCAGCACGACCAACACCAACACCAACAGCAACAUUAUCAGAGGCAUCAUCACCACGGGCAGCCUCACGGACAAUAUACGUUGCAGGAAAAAUUCCUUCUACAGGACGAGGAACGGGACACGCUAAAUCGGAUUAAAAAAGGCAAGGAACGAGGAGCGCAAACGUUUCAUCUUUUCUCCCGGAAAGAUCUCGAGGGUUUUAUAUAUAAAUAAAAUAUUGUACUUGUGUUCCCGAGACACACACGACUACGCACACGACCAACGUGGAGAUGUAUAAAUAUUAAACACACACGUUACGUUUUAAUGUACCCAAUACACACACACACAUACACACACACACACACUCUACUGGAUCGUCCAAAAAUUUGUUGAUACACCGAUGAAAGUAAUUAGCGCGUACACAUACGCACUAUCCUCGCGGUUUUUCCUUCGUCGCGCGCUUAAAGUUUAUUAUGAUGUUAACGAUCGUUAUACAUACAAUAUAACCAUGCGAUCAUAUACCGGGAGACGAUACCAUCCAUUAGCGACUCGCGCAAGAAGUUUUUAGACGAUCCAACGUUAAAUUACAAUAUACUUAUGCGACGACACGACGCGCCAUCGCCUCGCACAAGUAUCGAACGUACCUAUCACGUUCUCCGAUCGCGAUAGUCGCUUGAGUGAUUUAUGCGCUCGGUAGGGUGCAUUACGCAUGCAUUUGGUUGCAUCUAGUUCCCGGGUGUCCCUCCACCAAUUACCGCUGUGUCCUUGUUUGUAAUUUAAUUUAGAUAGAUGUGUACAUAAGUAGAGCGUGUCGACGAUAAUGCCGCCCCGCCACCGCAUACCCUUCCCCCCCCCCCCCCGGUCGAUCAAAAACGCGCGCGAUUCCAUUUGUGAGUCGCGUCUCAUCCUUGUAAAGAAAAAAAUUUAACCGGAUUAAGGUGAAUUGAGUGGAAUUCAUUAUGGCAGAAAUUGAAACGCUUAAUCGUAAACUGAAUUCCUAUCAAUUCUCCUGCCGAGUCUCGGCUCGCCUCGCUUUCUAACCGCGGGGGUUAGCUCAUCUCUCGUUCUGUUCUGAUUUCGCUUGCAUCCAGAAAGGAGUGUAUUCCCUGCAGCCGCGCGUCCUGCGGGAUUCAAGAACGUAAGACUGAACACUCGACCGAGAUCGCCGAAUUUACACGCUCGCAGUUGUAAGCAGCUCCUUAAUGAAACGGAGAACGGCCGAGAUCGCGCAACGAGAGAGAUCAUCCAAAUGUUUUCGGAAACUUACACGAUUAUAAGAGGAAUAGCUGUAAUUAUAAUUGUUACUGCCCAGCGAAACUCGUUACCGCCAUACAUUAUGCCCCAUGCUGCCACAUCUGAAAAUUGUAGAUCUGCGCAAUUAACAGAUAUCAGUACUAUGCAGACGUAAUUUCUUUUUACUUUUCCUUUCUUUUAUUCGAUCGUUGACGUCGUAUGCUUGAUACGCUGACAAGCAUUGUGAACAAAACCGUCGAAGAGUGUUUGUAUUAUAGGUGAUUAAUUAGUGAUUGAAACUAAUGCUCAUUACGAUUUAAUAACGAUACGUUGCCAUCUAUUGGACAUGCAUAAGUGCAUAAUGUACAUACGCAUAUACAUACCCGUUUAAAUCACUAAUCUAACGUACGAAUCGUCGUCCAAUUAAUGAAAGUUUGACGUUAACAGCGACGUGUAAUCACCAAUGUGCGUUCGCAAUAUACAUUGCGGCACUAAUGCGCUUCUACGCCGCUGUUGCGAGGAAUAGUUUUAAACAACCGUCAGCCGACGUAGUGAUUCGAUUCACAGUUGUAUAGUGGCCGUAUACGAAUAAUUUAUCGGUUCAACAGAGACUCUCGAAAAAAUCGGGAGCCAAGCGCUGUACAGAUCGUUUCAGGACGACGUGUACGACCAACGAGUGAGCAUGUCGGAAUUGCAUUUUGUAUGUAUACCCUGCACCUCACCAGAGAUUGUGUACAGAGAAACUUCCCACCGAUUACUUUUUCAUCCAACUCGAUGCACCGUAUUAUUUGCCGUUUACCUCAAUCGUCCUACUAAAAGAUUAGCUAAUAUUAUAUCUCCUGUUAUCAUCGUUAAUUAAGUCUGAAGGCGAACACCAUCGACUUUGUAUAAUCGGAUUAACGAUAUGGGACUUGUGACUGUAUGGCGUACGAGAUAUAGUUUCGAGGAAUUGUGCCGAGUUCCCUUUCGUGUAUAAAGUUGUCAUCAUUAAAAUGUGAUCAUACAUAUGGGUACCAUUUGUCAUCACAUCCCAUACACAUCCUAAUCCUCAUGAGAUACGAUUGAAAUUCUUUUUAAUAUUUUAAUCUUAUUUUCACAUUUAAUUAAAAAUAUAUGAAAUAUUCUUGACGUGCGUUAUGUUAACGCAUUGCCGCAUAUGAAAUUCGUCCAUCAUUCAUUUAUCUCGUUAAAAAUCAUCGGCAAGAAUCAUCUGUCAUCGCAUAUUUUUUAACUCACCCGAAAAAAGAGAAGUGUUUAAUUUUAAAAUACUAAAAUAUUAUAUUUCCGCUUCCGUUUUUUAAAUAUUCAAAAAUGUUUUAGUUUUAAACAAUAUAAUUUAAGUUUAAAAUACGUCCGUUUUCCAAUGUAGAUUAACUUUAAUCGCGGUUUAACUUUUUUUGUAUUCUUUUUCAAUUGAUAGAACUAGAAGAAGAUAAAAGAAAAAAAAGUAAACCGAGAUCAAAUAUUAAAAUGUUUAAAGCUAAAACUUUUCAAAUAUUUUAAAAACGGAGGUAGAAAUAAAUAUCUUAACAUCGUAAAAUUAAACAUUUCUUGUUUAAGUGUUUACAAGCUAAAUUAUUAUAUUUAUAUUUGUACUUAACAUGUGAAUUUAUUUUUACGUUAUUAUGUAUAUAUGUACACAUGUACACAUAUUUUACUUCCUUAGUCUCGGUCUUGCCUGCCAUGUUGAAUCUGCUACCUAACUGUAGCCUGAAUUAUUUGACACCUACGUUGUCAAGGGUGUAGAAACAACCCUGCAACUUUACGUCCUUGCGUGCCACGUUUCGGACGCGCCUAGAAUUGCACAGAUUGCACCCAUGCUAGUUUCUAUCCCUGACUGCCAAGUAAUAACCCGUAGAACAUUAUGGUAGCAAUUCAUGCGCCCCUCCCCCUUUCUGUCCGUGCACUAUGCGCGUAUGCAUUCGUAUUAAAUCUGCAUUAGCCUUGCGCAGCUCCAUAUGUCGAACCAUAUUCGAAAUAAUACAUUUCGUUAUUUUUUAAAAGAGGAUUUGUUAUACAUUAUAAAAUUAAUUCGCAUUAAUCUACGUGUACCAGUUGAACGCCAUGCGUUUCUGUAUGUUUGUUUUAUUAAAUGAAAAGAGCUUAUCUUCAUGCCAAAAUUUUUAAAAGCUGGAAUUGCAUUAUACGCAUUAUUAUUACUAUUAUUAUUAUUAUAUUUGAUUAAACAUAAAACUUUUUACAGACAAAAUUCUUACUUUUUAAAAAGAAACGAUAAAUUUAAGAUUUUUAAAUUAAGAUUAAUUGAGACGAUAAAAAAAUAAGUCUCUUCAAACGUAAUGAUUUCUUCUUCGUAAAAGACGAUCUCGGUAAUAAAUAUUCAAGAUUCAAGUUGUUCGAUGAGCAGCAGCAGGCUAAUUCGGAUGGAAAUUUGCGAGCUACCGAGGGUUAAGAUCCUAAGAUGGAAAUUGUGCAGGGGGAGCAGCUGUUUCUCAAACCCGAUCGCUUAGCGACAUUGAAGCCCCAUUACAAGAACGAGAAGCUGCCGCAAUAUACAACGUUCAAGCCGAACAACUGAAGAUUUUAUUAUGUUUAUUUUAUAUCAAUAUACACGAGAAAAAAGACAAAGAGAGUAGACAGUACAAGCGAACGAGGGAACGACACGCAAAGUGGCACGUAAUCAAAAACGCAGAUCUACUUCUGUCAGUCUCACUUAUUACGAAUAUAAGAUAUAUCUAGGAGAAUUGCGUAUACAUAUGUGCAUGUAAUAAUUGCGAACUAUUCGGAUGCGAAUCCGUCGUGGCGUUCGAUCGAAAGACGCAACAGUCAACGAGUUUCUCGCUAAAGAAAAAAAAAAACUAUAUACUGCCGACAAUUUCUUCGGAAAUACGACGAUCGAUACGAUCCCCAGAACCAAUCAAAAAAACGAGAACUACACAUAUUUAUAACGCUUACAAUUAAUAUUGUUAAUAAAACGAUAAUUUUCAUCAGCUACUAUUUUUAUUAACACCUUUAGAGUAAGCAACUAUAUGAGUGAUAAAUUGCGACGUAUUCAAUAUUCUUACGAUGCGGUAAAAUUGUUAGUAAUAUACAUUAUUGUCAUAAAUAAAUUUAUAAUAUUACCUA
This is a messenger RNA of Monomorium pharaonis (pharaoh ant), 6555 nucleotides long. Its product is annotated as hemicentin-1. NCBI's taxonomy places the organism in Eukaryota, Metazoa, Arthropoda, Insecta, Hymenoptera, Formicidae. Gene Ontology annotation, biological process: cell-cell adhesion. Gene Ontology annotation, molecular function: cell adhesion molecule binding. The transcript is spliced from 13 exons. Gene Ontology annotation, cellular component: cell-cell junction. The record is from RefSeq and is a predicted model, not a curated record. The coding region runs from base 379 to 2472 and encodes 697 amino acids.